Molecule: messenger RNA, 748 nt
Organism: Exophiala viscosa
Lineage: Eukaryota; Fungi; Ascomycota; Eurotiomycetes; Chaetothyriales; Herpotrichiellaceae
Exons: 1
Coding region: 125-604 (159 amino acids)
Source: RefSeq, a predicted model, not a curated record
CAAGGUAUCGACUUUCGAGGAUAUCUGUGAUUUCUGGCCUGGUGAAGAACGAAGUCCUUGUUUCAGGCACUGCUGCUGGCCACCAUACACAUAGCGCAUCGGACGAGGCGGUGAAGUUUGCGAGAUGUAUGCUAGGACGAGGCUAUCAGGUGAGCAAAUCCUGGUAGAUGUGGGUAGGUUCGUCUUGCAUGCGCGGAGCCGAGAACGCGGAGAAACAGUAUAUAUGCUCAUUCGGCUUGCUUCUCGCUCUCCAUGUCAUUCGUCCCUCAUCGUUGUUCUCAGUACUGUAUUUGUGUUGUCCUUGAGCUGGGCUCGGCAGAUUUUCUUAGAGUGGUCGUUGUUUUUUCUUUUCAUGCAUGGUAUGAGAGACAACAUGGUCAUGGUAUACUUUGCAGCGGCUGCAUCAACGGUGGUGGGUCAACAGAUCUCACAAGGCGGCAAUGCAACGAAUUUGGACGAGAAAUAUCUACUCUCCUGGUGUAUACACGUGCCGAGCUCGGAUUCAACGUUCGUGCGGUUCUAUGGUAUCAUGAAGUCAAGCCGGCGGCCGUUUCACCUGAUCAGAUGCGCCGGGCUGCUACGAAGAGUCAGUACCUGCUUAUGAAAGUAGGUGCAGAUAGACAACUGAAAUGGAAGUGAAUGAUCGUCGAUCCGUCGAGCUUAGCUGGUCAGUCCAACGUUUCAACUCAGUCGACUUGAACAACAUUCUUGAUUGCGUGCAUCCGUAGAUCAUUUUAUUCUGCGAACA